AUGCCUUCUGCGGAUGCUCCCCUUUUGGUUGGCUUUGGUGCCAACUACUUUCGCAAUAUGGGUCCUGCCAAGCGAGUGAGUCUGAGGCAUGACGAAAGCACCAAAAUCAAAGCCUACGUGUUGGAAGCAGGCAAUGCACCAUGGGACGAACAGGACGACACUCUCCUUUCGGUAGACACCACUGCGUCGGCGACCGUAUUUUUGACGAGGGGAGGGAAAAUCUACAUGUCUGGAACCAUGCAUGGACGAAUUGAGACUCCCAUUACGCGGACCAUUAUUCCGCUCCCUCUCAAAUGUGUCGAGAUUUCCUGUGGCCGGCAUUUUGGAUUGGCACGCAUGGAAGGAGGUCUGGCAGUUUGCAGUUGGGGUGCUGGCCAUUUUGGACAGCUGGGAUUGGGGCAUGAUAGUGCUCCUUGUAUAAACCAUCCAACUGUCAUUGAAUCACUUCUUCCUCAUGUUGUGGGUGCUCCUAUUAAGGGAAUUUGUGCGGGAUAUUGGCACGCCAUGGCCCUCACGGAAGCGGGAGAAAUAUACAGCUGGGGAUGCAAUCGAAAUUCACAAUGCGGGAUGAAGCCAACCAAGGAUCCGCCGACUCUGACAGCGCCUCAACGUGUUCGAUUUGAAUUGCAACGGACAAACCCAAAAAUUGUCAAGCUGUCAGCCGGUCGAUCCCAUUCGGUUGCUCUGGACGACAAGGGAGCUGUUUAUUGUUGGGGAUCUUGUAGCUUUGGUCAAUGUGGGCCAGUUGGGAGAAGACGAGGAGGUACAGCGCCUCCCAAGCAAGUGGAAGCGUUGACACAGGUACAGAUUGUGGAUAUUGCUGCUGGGGAUGCCCACACACUUUCGCUCACGGGCGGAGGCCGUGUCUUUGGAUGGGGAGGUGGUUUUGAAGGGCAACUUGGUAUUGGUUCGAUCAUACAGUUGAAUCCAAAGCCCAAACUAGUGGCGGAUCUUGAUUUUGUCGCCUUGCAAGCCAACCGGGAAUUCAAGUCACAGCAAUCAGGUGGCAGCUCAUCCGAAUUGGGUGUCCAUGACAGACUCGCAAAGGUAGCAAAGGUACUCUCAAUCCAUGCUUCUGGCAAUUCUUCCUAUGCCACCAGUUCCGCUGGACAUGUUUACUCCUGGGGUUGCAACGAUGUGGAGAGUCUGGGGCUUCCCAAGUUGGAUCCAUCCAAACUGGUCUAUGCAGAACCGGGACUGCCACUUCCCACUGGAACCUCCAUCAAGAGCGGCCAUACACAUUCGUUUGACUCGUCGCACAAUGUGGCUUUGCCAAAACGAGUGGAUUGUUUGCAGGAUAUGCACAUUACACACAUUUCUGCAUCUCCCACAUUUUUGUGGUGUAUCGGCACCAAACGCGUCGACGAGGACAAGCCCGUCAAUUCCUUUUCCAUGGAAUCCCGAUCAAUUAGUUCCGUAUCGAUAGAAGAACCAAGAAGCCCGACCGCAUCGGUAACCAGCAAGAAAUCGGCUGCUAGUAAAAUGUCAGGUGCCAGCAGUACGCGAGGGAGACCUCCCCAAUCACCCAGAAUGCCAAGUGGGCAAGAUCCACCAGGUCCGGUCAACUCUCCAAUUAAUUCUGACAAUGAAACUACUACUCGAGCCGAAGAAAGUACUAUAAAUGAUUCGUAUGACGAGGGAUCUACCUCAAGGCACUCGGCGGGUGUCCUUUCCAGUGAACGAUCGAAAUCGAAUCGCAAUCCAAAGACUUUGGAGGACAGCAAAAUGUCCUUUGAUACCAGCUCCAAGUCGCUGGGCAAUGUUAGUGAAGGCAGUGGCGGGGAAGCAAAGUCACCGUCCAAAGCCAAAAAGAUUUUCUCCAAAAAGUCCUUCAAGAAGGGUGUCGCCAAGUUUGCUCGGAGAGCAAGUCAUGGAGCCUUUGGCAAAACAUCUGAGUCCCUCGAAGGAGAAAAUCAGAAAAAGCCCAAGCGGCGAAGCUUCUUUGGUGGAAGUUAG
Molecule: messenger RNA, 1956 nt
Organism: Cylindrotheca closterium
Lineage: Eukaryota; Bacillariophyta; Bacillariophyceae; Bacillariales; Bacillariaceae
Source: the annotation of a GenBank genome assembly